UUUGCAACUCAGAAACAACAUGUCUAAAAUCUAAAUCAAAUUUAAAGCUGAAGUGACAAUGGAACCAUGUUGCUGAAAUCGCUUGUCGCUCUGUGCAUCGCACACGUUGUAUACACACAGUGUCACACGAAGGUGUACGAGGAACCUGGAAAUGUAAUGUUUGCUGUGAUGUUAAGUGUGCGGCGAAGCACUGGCUUUGGGGAAUGUGGAGAGGUGUCACUUGCUACUUUGCAACACGUCCUAGCCGUGAAGUAUGCCGUUCUCAAGCUCAACACGGUAGACAGCAGUGGGAAGAAGUACAUCCCAGGUGUUAAUUUCGGUUUCACAGUCUUCAAUGAUUGUGGCGACCCAUAUUACGCCAGUCAACACGCAUAUAAUAUUCUAGGCCGAACUUCAAAACAUAACAUCAGUGACUGUCCGGAAGCACCGGCCUUUACAGCAGGUGUGAUAGGACCGAGUAGAAGUUCCACUACAGCUGCUGUAGCCGAAAUUCUGAACCGUUCUGGUCUGCCAAUUAUCACUCUGGCCACGUUACCUGCCUUCAGUAACGCCACCUUGUAUCCCAAUGUGCUACGGACAGUGACAUCAGACCUACAUCAGACCAAGGCUAUCAUUAACUUGAUGAAGGAGCUAGGAUGGACACGGUUUUCAUUGAUUUACUCCAGUGAUAACUACGGGGAGUCAGGAGCUGCGGAAUUACUGCACCUAGCCUAUCAGGAAAAGAUAUGUGCUAAUUUUACAAUUUCAUUGAACAACCUACAUUUCAACCCUGUGCAAGACCUGUUCGGAGAACUAAAAAAAUCUGCCGACAGUGGGAGUGUGGGUGUGGUGUAUAUGGGUCAAAGGGAAGCUGCACAAUUCAUUUUGAAGGAGGCGCAUCAUCACGAAGGCCGCUAUCCAUUUCUGGCGUCCCUGCUCUGGAUAAUGUCAGACAGCGUAGGUACUAAUAUGGAGGCCGUCACUGUAGGCGAAAGCUUGUCUGAUGGAAUCUUGACAAUGUCGUCAGAAAAUACACCUAUACAAGAGUUCAUAGAGUUUGCGAGAAACCAGCUACUGGGAAGAAAUUCCUCUGUUCCGUGGGUCAAAUCCUACACAGACAGAUACUGCAGUAAGCAAGAUUCUUGCAAAAGCUUUCACCAACAAGACUACGUUGGCGCCACUCUUGAUGCAGUGUAUGUUUUGGGAGCAGCUGUGAAGAAGGCUCAUCACAAACGUUGUGGAACCAUGGCUGGCGUGUGUGACAAACUUCACACUGGCAACCCUGUCCUGGACGAAGUGAAGGGGAUUUCCUUCAGUUAUUCCUCCACGAACCGCAUUCGUUAUCCUCCCGAGUUCUCUCAGCGGCGCGUACGAUUUGAUGCCAAAGGAGACAUUAUCCACCCUGACGAAAGUCAUCUAUACAACAUCAACCUGUUUUGGAAGGGUUCUUUUCAUCACGUGGGCUCUUACUCAAAAACCAGCAUGGAACUAUCUCGUAACGAAAUACACCAGAAGGGCCACGGGGGUAUCGAGGUCUCCUUUCCUAACCUCAUGAAGUCAACCUGCUUGACGGUCUGCAAAGAAUGUCACAAGAUCCAGCAUUUUAUAUAUGUUCCCGGGGACUAUCUCAUCGUUGCUUUCUUCUCAAUCCACGAAUCUUCCAAAACCGAUCCAUUCGGUUGUGGCGCCAUACGAACAACCACAAAUACAAUACCGUCUGUAGAAGCAUUUCUGUACAUGUUCAAAGAAAAGGCAAAAAUGAAUGUCCAUCCAAGGAUGUCCUUGGGUGUGGUUAUAUUUGAUGAAUGUUACAAUCCGCUGAAGAGCAAUAGUAUCAUAUCGGAUUUUCUCUCUGGAAACGUCGAACUGGUGGAUGAAGUCACGGGAGAGAUGAUAAACCGUACGAAAGUCGUUGCUGUUAUCGGACCGGAACCGAGCAGCGUGGCUCUGCCCCAAGCUCAGUGCUUCAGUCGCCUCAACUUGCCUCAGGUCUCCUAUGCAGCAUCAAGUCCUGACCUGGACGACAGAUUCCUAUACCCUUUCUUCCUCCGGACGGUCCCCAGUGACGAAGUACAGGCCGAUCUCAUGGUGAAAGUUAUCAAAGCUAUGGGCUGGAAAUAUAUCAACAUCGUAUACACAAAUAACAUUUAUGGGAAAACGGGGAUGAAGAAAAUACAGAUUUUUGCAGAAAAGGAAGGCGUCUGUGUGGCAAAUCCCAUAGCAAUUAACGAAAUUCCGGAGCACAAAGAUUUGCAAAACGUGAUAAAAAUUCUUGGCAUUAACAAAGCCACAGCGGUAGUAUUUUUCGGGACGGGUGACAGUGCUCGUCGGCUGUUACAAACCUUAAGGACAAGUAAUAUCCACAACUUCACAUUCGUUGCCAGUGAGGACUGGGGCGUGAAUAUGAAGCCUAUCGAUGGACUGGAACUUGAGGCAGCUGGGUCUCUGACAGUCACCGUGGACACAUCGAUGGCAGAGAACAACAAGCUCCGGGAGUACCUGCUCAUGAAAGCGCCGUCCAAAACAGACAUCAAUCCAUGGUUCAGCAGAUUUUGGCAAGAUCAAUUCAAAUGCAAUUUACCGUGGUCGUUCAACAAAAAACAUGACGUGGAUUGUGAUCUCUCAGUUCGGAUAGACGAAAAAACCGUUGAGUCAAUGAUUAACGAUCAAAGAAUUGUGCACGCAAUGAACUCGAUUGCGGCCGUUGUGAAUGGGUUAGUAGCAGCCCACUUCGAACUGUGCUCAGACGGGCCACUGGUGGGCUGUGAUAAGUUUCGCUUGUUCCCUGAACGAGUGACUGAGCAUAUUCGAAACACCACACUGUUCAGUGCCGAGAAUGUGCGUUUCCGACCAUUUCGUGAUGAUGGAAAUGGAGACAUUGGAUAUCGCAUUCACAACCUGCAUCGGGGCGACGACGGGAAUUACUACUAUGUUGAGGUUGGAAUAUUUGACAGACAUGGGCUUCGAAUGGAUCUCAAAAGAAUAAAGCUGUACUCGGGAGAUGCGGAUAGAUCCCCGGUUUCGAGCAUUGACACCACCUGUUUGGGUCCGCAUUGCAGCAUGUGUUACGAUUCCAUAUCAGAUUCAAGAAAGUCCGCAGAAUCCACAGAAUGGAAAAGUGUCAUAAUUAUCAUCACGUCGCUGAACUGUCUGGUAGUUCUUGUGAUUUCGGUAGUUCAUCUCCUCUGGUGUUCUAGAUACAGACUCUGCGACAGCACAACAGACAAGGGAAAAUUCGAACAGCCAUCAGCCAGCUUACUUCAAGUUACAGGUCCGUACCCGACAGGUCUUCAGAUCGAAAACCCAAGCCUGUCUACCACGGGGUCCACCAGCUCCGCGAAAAUGUCGUCUGAAGCCGAAGGAUUGUCUUCGUCCUCCUCACAGGGUUUCAGUAUGGGAGACUCCAGAUCUCCGUCCAGAGAGGACAAUGGCUCUGACGAUAUCGAGGACAAGUCUACCAGACACGUAUCCCUGUCAAGACAACGAGUUAGGCCUGAUCUCGGUAACCCUUGUGAGCCGAAUGGCCCAAUUAAUGCCCAGGGUUACACCAGUACAAACACUCCCCGACAUGUUAAUGACAUGAACGGGAGGGAACCCUAUAUUUCAGUGGGGGCUUAUGUGUAAGUUUCUUGCAUUUAGUUUCUUGGAAUUAAUAAUUUGUUGAUUUUAUGACAUGCACAAAACAUAUUGUUCAAACCAAAACUCAAACCACUAGUUUUCCACCACAAUUCCUCUGAUCAUUUACUACCGAGGGCGAGGAGUUACCUCAGUGAUCUGUGGAUAUGGAACUCACAAACUUCUGCAAACAGACCUCUUCCUAACCACGGGCUCACCACAAGCUAUCCUCACACUUCAUAUGCUCACUCAAAAAACAGGCUCCCUGCACGGCAUAACAACUAAGCCUCUGGCUCACCACAAGCUAGCAACAAGCUCUCCACGAACAUGCCCAAUGCGAGGUAGCCAGACUUACAAACUAGCAAUAAGUAAGCUUGUCAUAAACCAGCAAAACCCACACGCAUGCCACUGGUUCACCACAAGCAAGCAGCAAACUCACAAGCAAUUCAAAGGCUCACCAGAAGCAAACCACGGGCACACAACAAGCAAACCACAGGCUCAUCACAAGCUGGCACUCAAUGCAAGCACAUUUUAUUAAAUGCUGACAACUUGCCAGCAUCACAGGCUGUGUCAAUGCUUUCAGUUUGAGACACAUAUCACCAGAAUCAAGGAAAGAUGUCCACUAAUCAUAAAAAAGCAGGCUAGAGCUUAUUCGUUUAUUUGAUCUGAGUUCAACGCCAUAGUCAUGAAUAUUUCACUUAUAUCCUGGUGGUUAGUUUUAAGUGGUGACAGAGCUGUUGCAUAGAGAUCAAACAAGAAAGUCAAUGUACUGUAUCAGUGUAAUUUGUUUUUCUUAUAUGUUUUUACAUUAUGGAGUCAUAUAACAUUUGUAAUACUUUGUGAUACUUUAACAAAAUUCCAACUGAAUAAAGAUCAUUUCUUAUCAUUCUA
Messenger RNA from Liolophura sinensis, 4485 nucleotides. RefSeq lists its product as uncharacterized. NCBI's taxonomy places the organism in Eukaryota, Metazoa, Mollusca, Polyplacophora, Chitonida, Chitonidae. The transcript has 7 exons. Gene Ontology annotation, biological process: G protein-coupled receptor signaling pathway. The record is from RefSeq and is a predicted model, not a curated record. Gene Ontology annotation, cellular component: membrane. Gene Ontology annotation, molecular function: G protein-coupled receptor activity. The coding region runs from base 67 to 3603 and encodes 1178 amino acids.